AUGUUAUCUGGGUGGAGUACAAAGGAAAAAUUGGCUUGUCCAUGUUGUAAUGAUGAAACUUCUUCUAUAUAUCUGAAACAUAGCCACAAGACUAUUUAUAUGGAUCAUCGAAGGUUUUUACCCAUGAACCAUCCAUGGAGACAUAAUAAAAGAUCUUUCAAUGGGAAAACUGAACUUAGGUCUCCACCGCAGUUGUUAGAUGGAACAACUGUAUUUUAUAUAUUGCAAGGGGUAGAUAAUUCUUUUGGGAAGAAGCAAAGGAGAUCAAAGAAUGGCAUUUCAAAUUGGAAAAAGCGGUUAAUCUUUUUUGAUUUACCAUAUUGGAAGUUCAACAUGUUUAGACACAACCUUCAUGUCAUGCACAUAGAGAAGAAUAUAGUUGAUAGCAUAAUUAGAACUCUUUUGGAUAUUUCUAGAAAGACAAAAGAUCAUGCAGCUGCGCGUUUUGACCUUAAAGACAUGGGUAUCAGGAAAAACCUUCAACCAAGAGAUACGAAUGAUGACGGCAGCGCUUCCAAUAUCGCUCGAUGUGUGCAGCAAACAGAAAAGAAGAUUUCUGGUUACAAGACCCAUGAUGCUCAUUUCAUGUUACAUUACUUGUUGCAAGUACCGAUCAAGAGCAUACUUCCUGACCAUGUUGCCAUUGCUUUAGUUCGCUUAUGUUCAUUUUUUCGCCGGAUAUGUCAGAAGGUAAUUAGCCUAGAUGAGGUAGUUAACUUAGAAGCAGAGAUUGCUGAGACAUUAUGCCAAUUGGAGAGGAUUUUUCCUCCAAGCUUUUUUGACAUAAUGGUGCACUUGUCUAUCCAUUUGGCAAAUGAAGUGAGGUUAGGUGGUCCAGUUCAAUAUCGUUGGAUGUACCCUGUUGAACGAUAUAUGUGCACACUAAAAUCGUAUGUUCGUAACAGAAGUCGUCCAGAAGGAUCCAUUGCCGAAGGAUAUUUGGCGAAUGAGUGUAUUAAUUUUUGCUCAAGAUAUUUGCAUGAAGAUGUCCAGACAAGACUCAACAGAGUCCCUCGAAACAAUGAUGAGUGUGUUUCAGAUGAGCUGCGAACUCCGAGUUUGUUUCUAAGCAAAGGAUGUCCUUUGAGUGGAAAAAUGGGAGAUUUGUUCAUGUUAGAUGAAAAAUCAGAAAUACAAGGUCAUGCAUACAUCCUAAACAAUUGUGAUAAGAUCGAAGUCUACAUGAGAGAGCAUGAGGAGGCAGUAAAUGACAACAAUCCACGAAGAACAAAGUGGGAGAAAGCCAAAGACCAUAGUCAACAGUUCUUAGAAUGGUUUAAAACUCGUGCCAUGAAAAAGGAUGUGCCUGGUUGGGUAAAAGGGUUGGCUAGGGGUCCAAAUAGAGUUGCAAAAAGAUUUUCAGGUUAUGUUAUCAAUGGGUAUAGGUUCCAUACAAGGCACCAUGAUGCAAGACAUAAAACCCAAAAUAGUGGUGUCACAUUGGAGGCAUUAACUUCUAGUUUUGCUACUGUGAAAGAUAAGAACCCAAUUGAAGCAAAAGUAACCUACUAUGGUAGAAUAGUUGAUAUGUUUGAAUUAGAUUAUUAUGGCCAAUUUAAGGUAGUCCUGUUUAAGUGUGAGUGGUAUACAGUUGCAAAAGACAACUUUGGCCUCUCAUAUGUGUAUUUCAGUAAAAAAUGCUACCAAGAAGAACCAUUUGUCCUAGCAUCCCAAGUAAACCAAUGCUUUUAUGUGCAAGACCCAUAUGUGAGUGACAAACACUAUGUUAUGAAAACAAUUCCAAGAGAUUUAUUUAGGAUAAGUGAUGACCUUGAGUCUGAUUCCCCCAUAAUAUAUGCAAGGGAGCCAUGUGAACCUGAAGUGAUUCCCAGUCUCCCAAAUGAUAAUGGCGAGGUUGAUCUAGUGAGGAAUGAUCUACGAGCAACUAUUAUAGAUGUGGCUCCAAAUAUGUUUGCCAAACAACGUGGUGAGGAAGAUGAUGAGGAAAGUGAAUACGAGUACAUAGAGGACUCUGAUUCUGAAACUUCUUGA
Messenger RNA from Arachis ipaensis, 1992 nucleotides. The record is from RefSeq and is a predicted model, not a curated record. NCBI's taxonomy places the organism in Eukaryota, Viridiplantae, Streptophyta, Magnoliopsida, Fabales, Fabaceae.